GACACUUUUUAGGAGGCACUACUUGGAAAACAUACCAGUCUGAAGUGACCCAGAGACAAAAUGACCAAACCUAUGCUCCCCAAGACUGCUGAGAAGAAGCCAGCUGAGGCACAACAAGCUGAUGCACCACCGGCCAAUGCACCACUGGCCGAUGGUCCUUCGGAGACUAAAGAGCCAGAGGCAAAAGAAGCACCACCUCCAGAAGAGCCUGUGCAAGAGGCCAGUGUUGAAGCUCUAGCACCUCCAGUUGAAGAGGCAGCAGUUCCUGUAGAUGAAAAAACUAUUUCUGCAGAUGGAGCUCCUUCGGGAGAAGCAGCUCCACCAGGAGAGGAGGGGGCACCAUCUGCUGCUGAAGCACCCCCAGCGGAAAUUGCCCCCCCACCAGAGCCGGAACCAGAGCCUGAACCUGUUGGCACUCCUACUAGUGAGCCAAUUGGCCUGUGUGUGGAUGAUAUCAGUGAUACCUCCAUCUCGCUGAAAUGGAGGGCUCCAGAGAAGAUAGGCUCAGCUGAACUUGAUGGUUAUGGGGUUGAGUACUGCAAGGAAGGCUCUGAUGAAUGGAUUCCUGCAUUUGCGGGUCUCACAGAUAGGACCUCCGUUAACAUCCGUGACCUGCCAACUGGAGAGAAGAUGCUGUUCCGUGUGAAGGCAUAUAAUAUAGCAGGCCCAAGCCCACCUGCUGCAUUGCCACAGGCAGUCACCAUCCGCGAGAUCAUGCAGCGCCCCAAAAUCUGGAUCCCCCGUAACCUUCGUCAGACAAUUAUCAGGAAAGUAGGAGACACUACUAACCUGGUAAUCCCCUUCCAGGGUAAACCACGUCCUAAAGUAACCUGGACAAAAAACGAUGAGCCACUGGACCCUAAGAAGGUCAGCGUAAGGAACAGUGACACCGAUACCAUCCUCUUUAUUAGGAGAUCAGAGAUGAAGGAUUCUGGGAAGUAUGAGCUUCAAGUGCAGAUUGAGAAUAUGGAGGACAAGGCCAGUGUGGACCUACAGAUCGUAGACCUGCCAGGUCCACCUCAGAAUUUAAAGGUGAUGGAAGUUUGGGGCUUUAACGUUGCCCUGGAGUGGAAACCACCCAAGGAUAAUGGCAACUGUGACAUCACUGGCUACAUCAUCCAAAAGGCUGACAAGAAAACCAUGGAAUGGUACACAGUGUAUGAUCAGUAUCGCCGCACUAACUGUGUGGUGUCAGACCUGAUCAUGGGGAAUGAAUAUUUGUUCCGUGUGUACGCCAUGAACAUGGUGGGUCUGAGUCCAGAGACUUGCCUUUCCAAAGACAGUGCCUACAUCCAGAAAACGGGCAUUGUAUACAAACCUCCCAGUUACAAAGAGCAUGAUUUCUCUGAGGCCCCCAAGUUCACACAUCCUCUCGUGAGCCGUUCGGUUAUAGCUGGAUACAACGCUACACUCAGCUGCUCUGUAAGAGGCAUCCCAAAGCCUAAAAUCACAUGGUACAAAAACAAGAUGGAUAUUACAAACGAGGCCAAGUACCGGAUGUUCAGCAAUCAGGGUGUGCUUACUCUGGAGAUCCGUAAACCGUGUCCAUUUGAUGGAGGUGUGUACAUUUGUAAGGCAAUCAAUGCCAGUGGAGAGGACGUGGUAGAAUGCAAACUGGAAGUCCGUUCUCAAGUCACAAAAGAAGAUGUGAAGAAAUGAGAGGGAGACGUAAUGGGCUUGUCUCGGGGUUCGGAGAAACUGUGACACUUUGUCCUCUGUCCUGAAAUUGACCCCUGUAACAUGUUGAUGAUUAAAUGACAGAGCAAAGAUAUAUCAUUGGUUUCCUUCAUUUGCUUAUGGUCCCCAUGUCUUCCCUCCAUCCUACGCUUAUGUGCUUAGGUGUGAUUUUGUGUCUUUAUUGCUUGCAUUCAUUUUAUUUCAUAACAGCUUAUUGCACUUGAGGUCAGUGCCGUAAGGUCUAUUGGUUUAAUAUUUUGCUUCCACAUUGUGAUGUUAUAUAAAAUGCUAAAUAAAUGUAAGGAUUUUGUUGACAUUUUAUGAUAUUCUAUAAUGAUUCAAAUUCCCCAGAUUCACUUACACUUCUGUGAGUUAGAAGUUAUACUGCAAAUCUUAGGUUACAUUACAUUUAGUAUUUCUGGGGAUUAGUUUUAUUUAGCAUGUGCCAAAAGCAAGUCACCCCUGCAGAUACCAUUAAUUACUGAGAUGCCACAAUCCCAUUGAGAGAAGCAAACAAGUGUUUUAUCUAAGUCUCCAUAUAUUAUGAUGAAAUGCUUUCCUGCCUAGGUCAGUGAUGGCAUGGCCAGCAGAUGCAUUCUUCAGGCACUCACACAUUAUGCCACAGAUCAACAAGCUGCUGGUAUUAAUUUAACAAAGCCAAUCAGGAAGCUUCAACUUAUUGGUAUUAUCCACGAGAGCAGAUAGCACGGCUGACCUGCAUGGCUUUGACUGCUCUGGAAUGUUCUCCAGUAGCAAUUUAGCAGUUUGGGAGGAUGAAAUGUUUGAUAUGAGGCCCAGACAUGCCAUAAUGCCAAAGGUGUCAAAAUGACCAUGGAUGGCCUGUUCCAAUCUGAUGCAAAGCAGCUGUCUGUAUCAUUUUGCUCUGUCCUUGUGCCUUCACACUCAAUCAUUUGCUCACUGUUCCACAAAAUAGUUUCAGUUCUGGCAUCUGGCAGUUAUGUGCAAACAAUAAAAUGAAUUAAGAAUAUUUUACAGGCAAGCCAUCAGCUUUCAUUGGA
Messenger RNA from Xyrauchen texanus (razorback sucker), 2696 nucleotides. Its product is annotated as myosin-binding protein C, cardiac-type-like. The record is from RefSeq and is a predicted model, not a curated record. The coding region runs from base 61 to 1659 and encodes 532 amino acids. NCBI's taxonomy places the organism in Eukaryota, Metazoa, Chordata, Actinopteri, Cypriniformes, Catostomidae. Gene Ontology annotation, molecular function: protein binding. The transcript has 10 exons.